Molecule: messenger RNA, 1929 nt
Organism: Priapulus caudatus
Lineage: Eukaryota; Metazoa; Priapulida; Priapulimorpha; Priapulimorphida; Priapulidae
Product: nucleolin-like
Exons: 10
Coding region: 110-1468 (452 amino acids)
Molecular function (GO): RNA binding
Source: RefSeq, a predicted model, not a curated record
GGUGGCGCUCAAUUCGAAUGCUCUUUCUUUUACAAGAUAUCCACGUGCGUUUCGACAUCUUCACGUUUUGUCGUGCUAAUUAUUCUGUAUUAUUCUGUAAAACACAGCUAUGUUAUCCGCAAAAGUAGGAGCGAAGAAAGCUGGAAAGGUGAAGAAGGGAGCCGCGGGAAAGAAGGCAGUGAAGAAAGUUCAAGUCGUGCAAGCGGUCGAAGAGGAGGAGGAGGAUGACGAGGAAGAUGAUGAUGAUAGCGAAGAGGAGGAGCAGGCUGUUGUCGCCGCCGACGUUGAUGACGAAGACGACGAUGAAGAGGAGGAAGAUGAAGGGAUGGAAGAGGAUGAUGAUGACGAUGAUGAUGAUGAGGAGGAGGAAGAGGAUGACGACGAAGACGAAGAUGAAGAUGAUGAAGCCACGGCAAAUGGUGUGCAAGAGGUGAAGAAGGUGGCCGGCAAACGCAAGCUAGCAGGAAAGCCAGCAGCUGUUGCUAAGGAGGCUGAGGAUGAGAGCGAUGAUGAUGAUGAUGAGGAGGAGGAGGAGGAGGAGGAGGAGGGCAGCAGCGGUCCGCAGAAGAAGAAAUUGAAGAAGGAUUCCGAAAGCGAGUCUGAGGACGACAGUCCUUCAAUCGAGGUCGUCGAGUUGUCUCUCCAGGGGGCGAAGUUGAAGACGCAGGCCGACGUCAUCCACUUCUUCCAUGGGACCGGCGUCCAUCUUGCAGACGCGACGACCGACGGCAGCAAAGUAACUGCGACGCUUAAAGUGCCAAAGAAACCCAAGGUUAAAGGGUCGAAGACGAUAUUCAUUCGGAAUCUACCGGAAGGCACGGAGAAGGCCGAGAUGGAGGAACUGUUUCCCUCUGCCAUCGCUGUGAGGCUCCCCAUCACGUUUAAAGGCUUCUGCCACGUGGAGUUUGAGACCGAGGCGGAGGCGAAGGGCAAAAUGAAGGAGUUCAACGGCUACAAGAUGGAGGAGAACGAGCUGUUCGUCGAUCUGGCGGCGCCCCGCGCCCCGCAGUCGCCCGGCGGAUAUGCCGCCAAGACCGGUUCCACACUCUUCGUCAAGAACCUUCCCGACGGCGUCACACAGGAAGACCUGGAGGGGAUCUUCCCCGGAGCGAGCGAAGUGCGCAUCCCCCGGGAGUUCAAGGGGUACUCCUACGUGGAGUUCGGCAGUGACGAGGCGGCGGCGAAGGCGCUGAAGGAGAAGCAAGGUCACGCGUUCCAGGGUAACGAGCUCUACCUGGACAUCGCGACGCCGCGCGGAGACCGGGGCGGCUUCGGAGGAGGGUUUGGCCGCGGCGGCGGAGGAGGAUUCGGACGAGGAGGAGGAGGCGGGUUUGGACGAGGGGGAGGAGGAGGAUUCCGUGGCCGCGGCGGAUUCGGAGGGCGCGGCGGGGACAGGGGAGGCGGCUUCCGAGGCGGCAGAGGCAGGGGAGGAGACCGUGGCAGAGGGCGUGGAAGAGGAAGGUUUUGAACCAAAGUGGAGUCCGGGGCACCAUCCUAGUUUGGAUCGAUUGCCAUGCAAGUUUGUCGAGCGUACCUGGAAGAUCUGUUUGAAUUUUAAAGUGAAAACGCAUCUGUGGCACGCUAUGACAUUUUAUAAAUGUGCAUUUUUAUUAUCGAAAUAGCAGUCAUCACUGACCUAUAUGACCAUUUAUAUGUGUGUAUUGAUUGGAUAUGGUGCCCUGAAUUACGUAGUUGUGUUUGUGUUGUGUUUGUGUAUAUUACGUAUGCCAUCCGUGGGUGGUUUUAUGCAGUCUUAAUUGUGUGUAAGGACACGCAGAUGUGUUCCUCAACUUUCUCUUCUAUUGUAUGAUAGAAAUUGUGAAUUGUAGAGCAUUUGUCAUUCUGCUCUUGUCUUAAUCAGAGUGUGCCUGCCUGCGAGAGACGAUGUUACAAUUGUGGAUUUCAACAAAUAAAAUCUUGUACAGGACA